Messenger RNA from Spodoptera frugiperda (fall armyworm), 9412 nucleotides. RefSeq lists its product as uncharacterized. The transcript is spliced from 77 exons. The record is from RefSeq and is a predicted model, not a curated record. The coding region runs from base 5 to 9412 and encodes 3135 amino acids. Lineage: Eukaryota; Metazoa; Arthropoda; Insecta; Lepidoptera; Noctuidae.
AGCGAUGAGCAAAGCGAAGAGAGUUCUGGAGAAAAAAAAGGAAGGUGUAGAUAAAGCAACAAAUAAAUCAGUUUCGAAGAAAUCUGAAAGUUCACAGCUUCGGGAGUCAAUUGCAGAAAUAAAACAUAAAGUGCAUACCUCGGAUGUUGAUUCGGAUUCAUCUUAUUCAACCUCCGGUCGGAGAAGGACAUUAAAACGGAUGAGAGCAAAUUCUUCGCUAUUUACGGCCAGUAGUCAAGGGUCCGGCAUCCCAUAUACUAAAAAAGGAAACAACAAAGAAAAAGAACCAUGUCCUUGUUUGAAAACAAGCAAACGUGAAUCCGUAUUAGAAUUUAAGGAUAUAUUGUUGCCUUCUUGCAGCAGUAGUAGCUGCAGUGCGGUUAUAAAAGUGAAAGAAAACGAACGCGGGCACCAAACAUCGGACUCAAUAUUGAAAAAAGUUAAAGGUGCUGAUCGUACAAAAUAUCAACCAGUAUUAAAGAAUUUAAAAAGUUUGACGUCUAUAGAGUCUGAAGAAGAAUUACUCGAUAUAACCGGUGGAAAAGGCAAGACACGACAAGCAUCCACAAGUUUAAAAGUUAAAAAAGCUAAACACAUAGACCCAGCUGAACUUGGACCAAUUUCAAAGAAAUUAAAAACCGGAACAAAAGCUGCUCAGGAACCGCCAGCACUCCCAGCUUCGAAGAAAGUUAAACAUUUACCACGUCCUCAAAUGUCGGAUGGAAAAUUAAAGAAUACUUCACCUACACAGAGUAGUCGCCACAUGGACAAAAAAGACGACAAACGGUUAUCAGAAACAAAAUUAGAUAAAGGCAAGAGUAUGGACCCUACGGAUCUCGUGAAAUGUAAACGGUGUCGAAAAGCAGAAUUGGAAAUGGCGGAUAUUUUACCUAUAACGAGUUAUAGUAGCAAUUCUAUUACAAAAGGUAAUAAAAACAAAAAGAAAGGGCAACAAUACAUAAUUUUGAAGAGAAUCAAAAGUACAGAGCGUGGUGGACAAGAGACCUGUGUACAGAAAGUGAGAUGUAUACCGUUUCGGGGAUCAGAAGUAGAAUUGAAAACUAUUCUACCUCGAAGGAGUAUCAACCGUAGUAUGGUUACAAUAAGGAUAAAAGGAAAGAAUUCGUUACCACGCACACCGAAAAAAGUGAACGGAUCCAUUUUAAACAAAUUAAGAAGUUUAUCGUUUCUAAAGUCACAAACAGAAUCAAACGUCGUUUUACCCCAACGGAGUCAUGGUCUACAUAUCAUUAAAGAACGGAAGCAAGUCGGUCACUUGAGCAAUAGGUGGGGGCCUUCAUCACAUACAGCUUUAAAGAAAAUUAAAAGUGUUCAUCAAGCUAAACAAGGAUCCUUUUUAAAGAGAUUCAUUUGUAUGCCAUUUGUAAAGCCAGAAGAAUCAAACAGUAUUUCACCAAAAAGAAGUGACAAGACCUGUAGAAUUAACAGACGCAGAAUAAUUAAAACAACAAAGAGGAAGCGUAAUCGAUGGAAAAGAUCAUCGCCAACAGUUUUAAAAAAAGUCAAAAGCAUAGAUCAUUCUAGACAUAAAUCCAUUCUAAGAAGAUUAACAAGUGUACCGUUUCUAAAGUCAGAAGUUGAAUUAAAGAGUAUUUUUCCUACAAAAAGUAGCAGUCGCGGUUCGAUUAAAUCUAGUAAAGUGAUGAUUGGGAAAGCGAAGAGACAAUGCCUGCGAUCCCAACGACCCUCACGUACAGCUUUAAAAAAAACUAAAAGUUUUCAUGAUAUUAAACAACAAUCAAUUCUACAAAAAUUAAAAAGUAUACCUUUCCUAAAGUCAGAAGUGGAACUAAAAAAUAUUUUACCGGCAAGAAGCAAAGACCGACGUGUAACAAGUAAGGAAAUAAAAAUUUCAGUAAAGAAAAAAAGCAGGCCACAUCCAUCACGGACUGUUUUGAAAAAAGUUAAAAGUAUAGAUGGAGCAAAACAUGACUCCAUUUUGAAAAAGUUAAGAAGCAUACCGUUUCUUAAAUCGGAGGUAGAAUUAAAGAAUAUUUUGCCUACAGGAAGUACUUAUAGUGCAAAAGGUAAACAAAAGCAAAAACGAAGUUCAAUAUUCGCACCUCGUGUUGUAACAAAAGUUAAGAGUCACCAUACAUUAUACAAACCACUGCUAGAUAAAUUUAAAAGUGUACCACACUUGAAAUCUGAGAAAGAAUUGAAGAAUAUUUGGCCUACUUGGAGCCAGAGUAAAAUGUGUAAAAGGAAAAUUCGGUUUGGACAUUGUAAAAGGAGAUCGAAACGACGGGAUAUUAAACUAUUGAAAAAUAGAAAGCCUGUCGAUAGGGUAAAAUUAAAAAUGAAGCCAUUGUUGACGUCAGAUUAUGAAAUGCUAAGUCCAGCUCGUUUGCACAGUGGAAAGGAUGAAGCUGCAUCUAUAAUACGCGAAGCUAUGAAAAAAUAUCACAUGUCUGAAGCUGAUUGGGAUAAUAUGGAUGAUACAUAUGCAUUUAAAAAACCAUAUAAAAGUAAAUCAAAUAUUGUGCAUUUAAAUAAAAGUGAAAUAAUUAACAAACUAUGCAGUAAGGAAGGCGAAGCUGAAAUCGUGUAUGCUAUUCGUAAAGCUAUAAGAAGAGGAGAUGUUUCACCGUCGCUUCUAGAUAUGGUGAUAAAUAAUGAGAUACAUCUUGGACUCAAGGAACAUAGUCUUUUAAAUUAUUUAGGAAGUAAAAAUCACGUUAAACCUAUGUGCAAAAGGGAAAUAUUCUUUAAACUGAGGACUGAUGAAGGUGUUGAUCAAAUUACUAAACGGGUUGCCGAUGCAAUAAAAAUGGGUAAAAUCUCACCAUAUCUCAUUGAAAUGAUGAUAAAUAAAGAUAAAGAGAUCAAGUUUUUGAAAAAGCAGAAAGCUAACCAAGGAUCGGAGCUAGUUACUAAAGAACAAAUCAUCAGAAACUUAUGUUCAAGUGAUGGAGAACUUUGUAUUAUUAAACAAGUUAGAAAUGCCAUAAGAAAAGGCCAAGUGCCACCUUCGGUUAUACCAACUAAUAUCAUCGACAAAGACCCUUCUAAACCACUUUUUGGACGGUCAUCAAGUAAAAAGUGUGAAAAAUAUGAAGUACUUAGCAGAAUUGGAACUAAAGAAGGCGAAGCUAUGUUUUUGAGACAAAUUGAUAGAGCCAUCACAACAGGUCAAAUAUCACCAUCAGCAUUAGAGUUGAUGAUAAAUGGAGAUGUAGACAGACAUUGUGAAAUGAUAAAAUUAAAAAACAAACAAGUUACAGCUGAUCUUGAUCCUGACGUCGCAAAAGAACUGGAAAUAGCUAUAAGGAACGGGGAUAUACCACCGUCACUAGCAAUUAUGAUUGAAAAUCAGUCGAAAACAUGUCGACAAGUAGAUAAAAGUCAGGAACUUGUCGUUGACAGACGUGAUAGGAAGUCGGAUACCAUUCAGGAACUUUGUAAAGUGAAGACCCAAAGCACUCCGGCAAGAAAAUUAAAAUUAAAAACUAAACAACUUGACACAAAAUCUCUUUUGCCAACAUUUAUACCGAAAAUAAUUUGCAUGUGCAAAAAAAUACAGACACGUAAUAAAAAAGGUAAUGCAUUUUCACAAGCAAGAGAUAAACGUAAACUGAAGAAUAAAACAUCAUUAGUUGAUUUAUCUGCGCAACGUAAAAAAAAGAAACUUAAAAAAAAAUUACGGUCAACAUUGACAAAGUUGCUAAAUGAAAACAAACAUAACAGGGCAGCAAGCUGUCUAUGUCAGACAACUAUGGCGACCGGAACGUCAACGAAACCUAUUAAAUACAAACGUAAGACAGAAGAAUUACGGUCAACAUUGACGAAAUUGCUAGAUGAAAACAAACAUGGAAUGGAAGGAAGCUGUCCCAGUAUAACAACUAAGUCUACUACAAUGUCAACGCAACCUAUUAGAUUUACACGUAGAAGAAGAGUCACGCGCGCAUCUUUUGAAAGCAUGCCAAAAGAGCAGUACUUGGUAAGCGAACGUGAAAGCAUGACCACUAUUCGAUCAGCAAUGAAGAAAUUCCGUUUAUCUAUAAGAAAGCGGCUAUCAUCACCGUCAAUGUUGUUGAUGGAUAUAGUUCCAAGCGGAAAACAAAGUGCUGGAAAACCUUGCAUGUCAACCGGGCAGCUAAUGCAACCCAAAAGUGAGAGAAAAAUGAAUGAAAGCUUGCAACUCAGAGACAUGGAAGCUGUAAGAAGGAAGAUUUGCAAAAUGGUAAAAUCUGGAAAGGCGUCACCGUCACUUAUAACAAUGAUCAGUAGGAAGGAUAUGGGCGACGUUGUACAUCCUAGUAACUAUAAGACACAAGUUAUAAGCAAUAUUUUAAAAGCCAUUAAAAGAGGAACUUUAUCGCCAGCUGUUUUAUACGAUGUUCUUUACAAUAUUAAACCAAUGGACACUAAACAUCAAGUUAUUCAAAAGGUUCUUAAUGCGAUUGCCAAAAGGCAUGUAACACCGACCAACAUGGAAUCUGUAAUGGCAGAAGUAUAUGGAUGUGAUAGUGCAACUCCUAUAUUAAAUCCAGUGCGAAAUGCUGUGAAAAAGGAAAAAAUACCAGUUGAUGUAUUGCGUCACGUAUUAGAUAAUGUAGAACCAAAUGAGGAUAGAUGUAAAAUUGUCUUGAACAUCCAUAAAGCGUUAGAGAAAUCAUUGUUACCACAAAGCGUAAUCGAUGAACUGCUUUUCGAAAAGCCUGAUGUAGAAUUUAUUGCAAAAAAACCUGAAAAAAUUAGGAGUAUUCUUAAAGUAUCAUCAAAAUCUAUAGCGCCAUCACGUAGAAUUCCCGUUCUUGAAACGCCAAUAACUGUAGAUUCUACUGAAGAAAUUAUGAAGAAAGUUAGCAAAGCCGUAGCAGAAAGAAGUUUAUCUUCAGGAGUUUUAGAUGAUCUUACAAAUAUAUGCCCUAAAGAUAACAGGACACAAUUUUUGAACAAAGUUCGGAAAGCCAUAGCAAAGCACCACGUAAUGCCAGCUGCAAGAGAUCAAAUAUUAAGUAGCAUACAGGAAAAUGAUGAUAAAGCUAAAAUACUGAAGAAAGUUCGCAAAGCUGCUGAAAAAUGCGAAAUACCCAUAUAUUGUCUAAGUGAAAUAUUAGACAGUUUACGACCGGACGAUAGCAAAUGUGAAGUUAUAGAGAAGAUUAAAAAAGCAAUAGAAAAAAAGAUGGUGCCGUCACAUGUUAUGGAGGACAUCUUCGGCAAAGAACCACAGCCUGGUGAUAAUAUUUUAAUUAUGAUGAAUAAUGUUCGGGAAGCCAUGAAAUGCGGAGUAUUACCGCUAGCUGUCAUGAACGAGAUUUUCUCCAAAGUUAGUCCGAACGACAAUGAAACUCAAGUGAUUAAGAAAAUUCGUAAAGCGGGUGCAAAACAUUGCGUUAAAAAGCAAGUUAUAGAUGACAUCCUGAAAGUAGAAAAGAUAAAAGAUAGCAAAUCAAAUCUUUUAUUGAACGUCCGAACAGCAAUAAGUAGGGGAGAGCUGUCCCCAGCUGUAAUGGACGAUAUUCUCGCCAAUGUGAAGCCUAAAGAUAAUAAAGAUGAAGUUAAGAUGAAAAUUUGGAAAGCAAUAGCAAAGGAACACAUCACUUCAACGGUUCUGCUUGAAGUUCUUGCUAAAGUCCAAGAUAGUAAGGAUAAAUUUGAAAUCAUACAGAACAUCAAUAAUGCGAUACACAACGAACAGCUACCACCAGCUCUUAUGAAUGAACUUCUUGCGCAUAUUAGUACGUGUGAUAAGCACUCUCAGGUCGCCGAUAAAGUUAAACAAGUUCUGAAGAAGAGAUACGUACCACCACGUGUAAUCAAUAAUAUCUUCGGUAAUCUUAAGCGUGGUCGCAGUAAAUCAGAGUUUGUCAUCGAGAAAAUAUUUCAGCAAACAAAAAAUAAUGAAAGUCAGACAGAUCUUAUUAAAAAAGCAAAAAAUAAGGGUUUAAUUACUGCGAUUGACAAGGAUAAAUUACUCGCCAAUGUAACCUCUUGCGCUACUGGGUCUCAAACUUUUAUGAAUUAUCGGAAAGCGCCAGAAAUGCAACACGUGGCUCCCUCGGUCAAAAGUGUCGUUCUUACAAAAAUAUUUGCGCAAAAUAAAAAAUCCGAAGUUUUAACAAGAGUUGGUAAAGCUGUAGAAAGAGGACAAGUUCCAUCCGAAGUACUGAUGGAGGUACUAAACAAAAUAAAUGUAAAUGACGAUAAGCUCGCUGUUACGGAUAAGGUUCAAAAAGUUUUAGAAAAGAGGCAUCUGCCAGACAAAGUUAUUCAUAACAUCAUGGCCAGUAAGAGACCUAGCGAUACCAAAACACAAAUUUUAAGAAACGUGCAAAAAGCGGUAAGCAGGGGAUGUUUAUCUCCCGUGGUGAUGGAUGAUGUGCUUGCUCGUAUGAGAGACAAGGAUACAGUAAUUGGAGUCUUGAUAAAGGUUCGAAAAGCGUUGGAAAAACAGCAUCUACCGGCUCAUGUUCUAAAUAACAUUAUGUUCAGUAAACCCAGUGACUCAAAAACAGAUUUCUUAAAGAACGUGCGGAAUGCUAUUAGCAAGAAACAAAUAUCACCAGCUUUUAUGGAUGAUAUUCAAGAAAGUGUCAGCUUACGUGACAGUAAAUCUAAAGUCUUUGAGAAAAUCCGAAAAGCUGUAAGAAAAAGGCAUGUCACUCCAUCUACAAUGAACCAAGUAAUGGCUAAGGUGCAAGCAAGUCGUAAUAAAUCUGAUAUUUUAAACAACGUUCGUAAAGCUGUAGAGAAGGGACAAAUACCACCCGACAUUUUUUGUGAAAUACUAGCCACUGUGCAAAAGUGUGACGAUAAAUCUAAAGUUACGGAAAAAGUUCGUCAAGUUGUAGCAAAGAGACGAGUGUCACAUGGUGUCUUAGAAGAAAUUUUGGGGAAGCAACAAGUGCAACAACCGUGUUACAAUAAAUCGGAAAUUGUGAAGAAUAUUAGCACAGCGGUAAAAAUGGGACAACUGUCACCAUCUGUAGUUGAUGAUAUAGUUACUAAUGUACAUCCUGCUGACAGCAAGACCCAAGCUUUGAAGAAAAUCAAUAAAGCUAUAACAAGAAAACAUGUUACUCCUUUUAUUAUGAAUGAAGUACUUACAAAUAUAAAAGACUGUGACGAUAUUCCCGAAAUCAUGGCCAAUAUUCAUGAAGCGAUAGAAAAAGGACAACUGCCGCCGGAAAUUCUCGGCGACAUAAUCAACAAAGUUCGUCCUAAAGACAAGAAGAAACAAGUUAUAGGAAAAGUCCGUAAAGCUUUAAAAAAGAGACAAGUCCCACCUCACGUAUUGGAUGGUAUUUUCGCCACGAAACCACCUUCUUGUGUUAGAAUAGACAUCAUGGAUAAAGUCCGUAAAGCUUCAAAAAUUGAACUAAUACCGCUCGGAGAUUUAGGUGAAACAAAAGCUGUGCGCCCUAAGGAUAUCAUGAAAUGUAAAUGUAAUGUAGAUGUGGUAAAUGAAAAGGUCCAGCACGCUUUACAAAAGAAACCUGUGCCUUCUUGUGUUACAAAUGACAGCGUCGCUAGCAAGCAGCUUAGUGUUAGCAAAUCAGAAAUUGCAAAGCAUUUGCAAAAAGCUCUAGGACAUCGAAAGCUAUCAACUUCAAUGUUAGAAGAAAUAGUUUCAAACAUACACCCUGAUGACAAUAAGUCACAAGUGUCAAAGAAGAUUUGUAAAGCUGUUGGUAAGAAGCGUAUGACACCAUCUAUGUGGAAUUUAAUUCCCCCUGAUAUAAAUGAGAGUGAUGGCUCGACUGGAGAUACGAAGAAGGUCUGCAAAGGCGCAGACAAAGGCCAUAAACCGUCCGUUGUAAUGGAUGAUAAACUUGCUCGUGUUCUACCUGACGACCACAAGACAGAUGUCCCGAAGAAAGUUUCUAGAGCGGCACAAAUGAGAAAAGUUUCCAGAGGAGUAAUACUUGAUAUAACGAAAUAUUUGCGGCCUCGACAUGAAAAUCCAAUUGUGGAGAAAGGAGCAAUUGUAAUGGGAGAAAUGUCACCGUCCCUGGAAACAAAGCUAAAUGGAUUAGCAGGAAACGACAGAGCAAGUUGUAGAAGAUCUAUUUUUAUUAAACAUUAUCGUAAAGGAAAAAACAAGAUACGUGUCCCUCCUCCUGUUAGGGAAGACAUGUAUGCGGAAUUACUAGCUAGUGAAAAUAAGGCCCAAAUUGUGAAAAAUGUUCGCAAAGCCGCAGAAAGAGGUCUUUUGUCGCGGGAAGUAAUGAACGAGAUAUUGCUUAGUGUUCAGUCGUCUGACACCAAAUCUGUCAUAUCGGAUAAAGUUCGUUGUGUUAUUGAUAAGAAGAUAGUGUUGGAUAACAAAGUCUCCAAAUUGCAACCACUAGGUGAUAAUAAAGCUAAAGUGGUGGAGAAUUUACGUCAAGCUGUUAAAAAUGGUCAAAUCUCGCCCGAUGUCCUGGAUGAAGUACUCCUUAAUGUCCACAACAAUGACACCAGAUCUCUAGUCAUGAGGAAAGUCCAUAAAGCUAUUGCAAAAAACCAUGUAUCGCCUCAUGUUAUGGCUGAUGUACUAGCAAAUGUAAAUAAAAGUAAAAAUAAUAUAGAAAUCAUCAAACACGUUCGCAAAGCUGUGGUAAACGAACAAAUACCGGCAGCUGUAUUAAAUGAAGUACUCGCCGAAAUACAGCCCAGGGAUAAGAAGGCCCAAGCCGCUAACAAAGUCCAAAUAGCAUUAAUGAAAAGACAGGUGCCAGACCACGUCAUGAAUAAUAUAAACGAAAUUUUAAAACCAAAAGACCUUUCAUCAGACCAUGGGAAAGCUAGAAAACACGUGACGCCGGUAGCACCCGCUAGUUGUGGUACGGGUGCAAUGGAACAAGUAAUGGCCGAUGUCAAAACUGGUAAAAAUAGAUGUGAAGUCCUUUGUAAACUUCGUAAAGCGGUUAACAAAGGAAAGUUACCUCGAGCUGUCAUGGAAGAUAUUAUUGCUGAUAUUCGCCCGGUCGAUAAAAAAUCUGAUAUAGUCAACAAAGUUCAAAAAGUAUUGACAAAACCGCGACCUCCUACAGAAGUAAACAAAAAGGAUGUUUGCAAUCAGAAAUCUGACCAAAAAACCAAAGUUUUACAAAAAGUCGGUGAAGCGGUAAAUAAGGGUCAGUUAUCUCGCUGCGUGUUAGAUGAACUGACGGAAGCCAUACAUCCAGAGGACAAAAAGUGUGAGAUAAAGAAGAAAGUUUGUAAAGCAAUUGCAAAGAGACACGUAACGAAUGCUGUUGCUGAGAAUGUAUUAGCCGAUGUUUACAAAAGUCACAACAAAUGUGAUGUCUUCAAGAGAGUUGAAAAAGCCGUUCACAAAGGACAAUUGCCGCAAUCGAUCUUAGAUGAUAUCGUUGUUAAUUUAAAACUGAGUGAUAACAAGUCUACAGUAAUCAAGAAAGUUUGUAAAGGUAACAUCAAUUUCCAAUUAAUUACAUGA